Molecule: messenger RNA, 687 nt
Organism: Fusarium redolens
Lineage: Eukaryota; Fungi; Ascomycota; Sordariomycetes; Hypocreales; Nectriaceae
Exons: 2
Biological process (GO): protein phosphorylation
Molecular function (GO): protein kinase activity; ATP binding
Source: RefSeq, a predicted model, not a curated record
UUAAUGACUAUUGGAGACUCGAUUGAGCUAGAGUACGCCAUAGCGAAGGAUAUCAUAAGCGGUGUGCAAGAUACCGCACACCUUUUGACCUAUCAUGGCACCUUUCUGUUGCCCAGCGCCGCCUAUAGACACCGCAGAGUCCUCACGUUUCCAUUAAAGGACCCUAACCUGCAGACUUACGCCAGUUUCAUGUCUGUUACUACCCGGGGGUCGUCUGCUGAGCAGCUACUACAAGCAAUCAAGGCGCUGCAUGAUGACGGAGUUAUACAUCGAGGUAUGUUGCGUCUGAUAUACCAAUAUCUCAGGCGUCCCCGGAAAAUGUCCAUACCGACAUCCCGACCCAUGUGGAAGAAUGGCCAGCUCGUUAUCAGUCUGGUGGAGUGGACCAUAACUCUCGGAUAUUUCGGUCACGCUAUCAAACCCGGCAAUUCCGUAAAGUUCAAGGUGCAGUCACCUGCUACCUAUUGCGCCCCAGAGCACGUCUACAAUGCAGAUCCGAGUUUUGCCCCUGAUAUGUGGAGCUAUAUGUGUAUUUUCGCCGAGCUUUACCUGGGCUUCUCAAUGUUUGCUAGUGCAGCGCACUCUGCAACACUCGACUUUACAGUCAGAACUUCAAGGUCUCUUCCUCUAUCUUGGAAGGGAUCUUAUAAGGGAGAUGGGAGACAUGACGAGCCGUGGUAUGACUAG